This is a messenger RNA of Penicillium arizonense, 405 nucleotides long. RefSeq lists its product as uncharacterized. Bases 1 to 405 code for a protein of 134 amino acids. NCBI's taxonomy places the organism in Eukaryota, Fungi, Ascomycota, Eurotiomycetes, Eurotiales, Aspergillaceae. The record is from RefSeq and is a predicted model, not a curated record. The transcript has 2 exons.
AUGGCUAGGCGGUUUGAGGCGGGAGCAUUGCCCAACUUGGGAGCGCCAGUAAGGCCGGAGUGGAGCGCCAAGCCCAUCUUCGCUCCUGCGUAUCUAGAAUCUCUCAAUCCCAGCCAUGUUUCAACUUUUAGUCAUUCCACGCCGAAGUGUCCCAUGAUGGAAGCCAUUGCUGAUGAUCUCCCUGAUAACGAUGUAAAUGGUGACAUUUCCUCGAGCCGUGACCAGGACGCCAAAGCAGAGCAACGCAGACAGCAGAACCGACGGAAUGCACAGGGCUGGAGAGCCUCAUCCGGCGUACCAGGAUGGGGUGGCUAUCCCGGCAAGUUUGCAACCUACGGCCUUACAACAGAAGCAGCCACAUCAUCCAUGACUGGACUUCUUUCCCUUUGCCCGCCUCCGGGGUGA